CGUUCGAGUCCCGGAUCCGACCCGAGUUCUCCACCAUGAAAGAUGUCAGCGGGUUCCUCAAGCAGCAGCAGAGCCGCAGCUCCACCCCGGAGAUGGCGGCGGAGUGGCACCGCCUGGAGGAGCUCCACAACAAGCGACUGUGGCAUCAGCUGACUCUGAAGCUGACGGACUUCGUGAAGGAUCCCUGCUUCAAGUCAGGAGAUGGCCUCAUUCCGCUUUAUGAAAAUUUCAUCAGUGACUUCGAACACAGAAUCAAUCCUCUGUCCCUUGUGGAGAUUAUUCUGUAUGUUACCAGACAGAUGACAGAUCCUAAAGAUGCCAUCACUUUUCUCGAGAAGACCAAGGAAAAGGUGAAAAGCAACGACGAAGCCACUAUUCUCUGCAAGACGUCUAUUGGCAAACUGAAACUGGAGAUCAACGAUCUUCCUGCCACAAAGAAAAUCAUUGAAGAGGUCGAGGAAAAGUUGAAUAACUUGCCCGGGGUGACGUCCGUCCACGGCCGGUUUUACGACCUCUCCAGCAAGUAUUAUCGCAUCAUUGGGAACCACGCCUCCUACUACAAGGACGCCCUGCGCUACCUCGGAUGUGUGGACAUUAAAGACCUCCCAGAAACGGAGAAGCAGGAGAGGGCCUUCACGCUCGGACUGGCAGGACUCUUGGGAGAAGGAGUUUAUAACUUUGGCGAGCUGCUGAUGCAUCCUGUCCUGGAGUCUCUGAGGAACACUGACAAACAGUGGCUCAUUGACACACUUUAUGCCUUCAAUGGAGGCAACGUGGAGAAAUUCCAGGGCUUCAAAUCUGCCUGGGGCCAACAGCCCGACCUCGCAGCACAUGAAGCUAAACUGAUGCAGAAGAUCCAGCUGCUCUGUGUCAUGGAGAUGACCUUCACUCGUCCUGCAAACCACAGACAGCUGACCUUCACAGAGAUCGCUCAGAGCGCCAAGAUCCCCGUUAAUGAGGUGGAGCUGCUGGUGAUGAAGGCUCUGUCUGUGGGGCUGAUUAAAGGGAACAUCGAUGAGGUGGACCAGAAGGUGCAGAUGACCUGGGUGCAGCCCCGAGUCCUGGACCUGCCGCAGAUUAAAGGUAUGAAGGAGCGGUUGGACUUCUGGUGCGGGGACGUGAAGAACAUGGCCAUGUUGGUGGAGCAGCAGGCCCACGACAUCCUCACCUGAACAGCUUCCGUCCCAGUGGAAACCUCAAGCUUCUGUUUUCUAUCGUUUUUCUUUCUUCUGUUUCUGUUCAUUACCAACUUGUAAAUGACACUUUGGUAUUUUACUAAUAAACAACGGGUUGUAUCCUCUUCACCA
Molecule: messenger RNA, 1307 nt
Organism: Hippoglossus stenolepis (Pacific halibut)
Lineage: Eukaryota; Metazoa; Chordata; Actinopteri; Pleuronectiformes; Pleuronectidae
Gene: psmd13
Product: proteasome 26S subunit, non-ATPase 13
Exons: 13
Coding region: 36-1172 (378 amino acids)
Biological process (GO): ubiquitin-dependent protein catabolic process
Cellular component (GO): nucleus; proteasome regulatory particle, lid subcomplex; cytosol
Molecular function (GO): structural molecule activity
Source: RefSeq, a predicted model, not a curated record